GACAAGGAGGGAGGAUUGGUUGCCGCUAUCCCUCAGGUCUUCACGAAAUCGGCCCACUUGUUGUGUAUAUGGCACAUAAAGCGGAACAUUGAAGCUAAGAUGAUGGAUUUGGGGAUACCACAAGAAGUUGCUCGAGGAGUGGUACAUGGUUCUUGGAAGAAGGUGAUGGAAGCCACCACGCCACAUGCCAUGAUUGAGGAAUGGGAAAAUUUCAAAAAUGGAUUUUGGGGGAGGAAUAGUAAGUUGAUAGAAUACUUGGAUCGUGAGUGCUUGGAGCAUAAAGAGAAGUGGGCUUGUGCUUACACUAACAAUAUUUUUCAUAUUGGUAACACAAGUACGAAUAGGGUUGAAUCGGCUCACUCGACUCUUAAAGCUUGGUUAAACACUUCGACUGGGGGAGUUGAUACAUUAUUUUUAUCAUGGCAUGCUAGCAUUGGGGGGCAAGUGAUCGAAAUUAGGAAAGAGCUAGAGACAUGUCGAACAAAGACAUUCAAAGGAGCCUAUGGACCACCCUACGGCGUUAUAAGGGGAAGUGUAAGCCUAUAUGCGCUUGAGUUGAUGUUUGUAGAGGGAAAGAAGACUCCUUCGGAAUGUGAUUGUGUGAUUGGGAGGACACAUGGGCUCCCAUGCAGUUGUCGAAUCAACUCCUUUAAAGGAGCGGGAGACCAUUUUCAGAUAACACACUUGGCACCAUUCUGGUCUACUUUGGACUAUGCUAACCCUCAUGAUGCAAGACGGUUCGAAGACAAUGACGCCAAUGAUCUUCAGAUUUUUCAUGAUCUAGUGGCUGAGGUGUGUAGACGUGGUCCAUCUGCAGUUCGAGCAGCCAAGGUUGCAUUAAUGAGUCAGCUUUACCCCGAAGAGGAAGGCCUUAGGGAGCCACGAGUGUCUACGAAGGCAAAAGGUCGUCCACCUAAAAGGGAAAACGCUCGUGAUCCUUCUUGGCAUGAGCACGCUGCCCGCACGUCAAGGUAGAAGGAGCACAAGGAGUAAGACAUCAACCUCAGAUGUUACAGGUGGCCCGAAGGAUGCUACCAUCCACAAAAAGAGAAAAGCAACAACCUCAGAUGAUACAUGUGCCCCGAAGGAUGCUACCAUCCAUAAAAAGAGAAAAGCAACAACCUCAGAUGUUACAGGUGGCCCGAAAAGGGAUCCCAUGACCAAGAUUGAUGGAGUGAAUGUUUUUCCUUACUUUCGCUUCGUCCCAGAAAGUGUCAGAGAUCGAUGUCUUGGUUGGUGGGACCCUGCUCCUGAUGGACAUUGCGGAUUUCGAGCUCUUUCACAUGCACUUUAUGGAGAUGAGGAUCACCACUUGUGGGUGAGAAAGGCUAUUAUAGAUGAAGUCAUGUCGAUCCAACAAUGUGAGUACGCAUAUGAAGAUGUGGGUCUUGCUCUUACACGAUUACAGUGGAACAAGCCAGAGGGUACUACAAUGGAUCAUUGGAUGACUGAGUCGGAUCUCGCCGUAGUUGCAACAUUAUUUAACUGGGCCAUAAUCCUCUACAGUCAAAUAGACGAAACCAAAGAUGGGGUGAGGAGACGUGUUCCAUUUGGACAAACCUUUUUACCUAUGAUAGCCAAGCCAGGGGUAGCUCGCCCUAGCAUGUGUUGGUGUUGUGUAACACCGGCAACCAUUGGGUGCGCCUUGACUUUGAGGAGGAUUCAAUACCAAUGCCUCCAUUCACCUUCCUGUGGACCCAUUUCCGUGACAAAAUGAGUACUCAAGGGUGGGAGGAGUUGUUCAAGGACGAGCGAGAUCUUUACUUCGCACUUGGGGUCAUCAUGACUAGUAGGAGAUAUUUGUAGUAGUAUUGGUAUAUAACGACAAUAGUUGUAAAUAAGGAGUAUUUUGUAACUCAUG
Linum tenue is the source of this 1861-nucleotide messenger RNA. Lineage: Eukaryota; Viridiplantae; Streptophyta; Magnoliopsida; Malpighiales; Linaceae. The record is from the annotation of a GenBank genome assembly.